CGGGCUUUGAAAGAAAAUGGCGGAGGUUCAGAAUGAAGUAUUCGAGCGGCAUGAUGAUAGCAGCAUUAACACUAAGGUCUCUGAGGUUUCUCAUGGGAUCAAACGGCCACAUGACAGUAACCACAUCUCGGGACCUCCUCAGAAGUCUCCUUGCACAUCUCCUGCUCCUGCAGUAAUGCAGACUUUAGGAGAGGAGCAUCAGUCAAAGGAUCCAAAGUUGAGCUGUGAAGAGGACGGCGUGAGGGAAUCUAUAAUUAUGGAACCUGCUCCAGAACCAAGUUCACGGAGGAAAUCCUGGAGGAGAUCAUCCAGGGGCCGGCGCUCUCUUCCAACAUUCCAGAGCACCUCUAAGCUCCUGUGUGAAUCUGUCAGCCUCUCUCUGUCUGAUAAUGAGAGACUUGAUAUGCUUAUGAAAGCUGCAAUGCAGAAUACAGUGAAGAGGGUCAAAAACAGUUUAUACACUAUUCCUGGUAUAGAUAUAGAGACACUUCAGACGCAAGUUGAAUCCUUGCAUGAACAGUGGGACACUGCGGCUAAAGAGAUUAGCAGAGAAACUCAGAAUUCACUCCCAAGUGUUGACAGUGACCCUGCUGUUAAAGAGAUUACAUCACGCAUUCAGGACGACAUAAACAGGUUACAGGCUGAAACUAUUUCCUGGGAGUCCCUUCUAAACAAACACCGGACCAAAGCUGAUGAACUAGACAAGUGUGUGGAGCGUGGAGAAGAGAAAGCAGUGCCGCUGGACCAGUCCUGCCUUGCCAAAUCUUCACAGAGUCAACUAAUUCAGAGUAAACCUGACUACAAGGCAGUGCUGAUGAGACAACAGAAAGUGCUAAGAAACAUGGAGUUAGUGAUGGACUCUAAGUGUUGUAUCAUGAGGGAGCUCUUGUCUUUCCAUGAAAACUCUCAGCUUUUGCUAAAGGAAACCAGUGCCAGAAUGGUUUCCAGGGCUGGAUUCCAAAAUAUCCCCUCAUCCCCAGUUAGACAGCUGAUUAAAGGACCCGUAUCUAGCGUCCCAUCCUAGUGUACAGUGAUGUCAUCUCAGAAGACAAAUUUUAUAUGCAUUUUGCUGUAACAUUUGUUCUUUCGUCUCUGAAUAUCAUUGUAAACAUUUUUUCUGCUUCAGUAGUUAUAAGAAAUGACAAACAUUUUACUGGUUGUAUUUUUUAAAUGUUGUGUUUGAACAGUUGUAGGAGUAGUAUGCAGUUUUUAACUUUUAAACAAGACACAUAUGAACACUAGAUGGCAGUCUAGUUAUUCAACGCUCCUUCACCUGUGUACUUUUAACUUUUGUAUAGUGCUUUGUAAUAUUUUAGUAGUUCUAAAUACAAUUAAAUUCCUGCAGAUUUACUUAAUACAGAGUAGCUUUAUUACUCGUUUGCAAAAGAAUUUCUGUUGUGAGCCCCCGACUGCGUUUAACUGGUCCUUAUUGGCCAGGGUUAACAUUCAUUGAUUUGUGUCUGUUUUUUCUUUGGCCGGAUGAUAAAAUGAUUGAAUGAACUGGUGUCUUGUUUCCCGGGCAAAUAUCGAGAAAGUAUUUAUGUUUUACGUCACGGUUAUUAGCUUAAAGAAAAGACGGUGGCCUUUGGGCUUCAGUCAUGAGCUCAUUGAGUGCCUUUUAGCCUCUAUUAUGUUUAUUCCUGUGCGUCCUGUGACCAUUCUAUGGGCUUGACCCCUUCCCCCCACACUUCCAUCUCUUGUUCUCUGUAAUGCGGGACUGCUGAGCGAGAUGAAAGCUCACAGGAUUUUCCCAAUGAUUUCUCCACUUCAGCGUUCAAUCUGUUUAGAUCACAUUUCCAUGCCCUCAAGACUAAACAUGUCCUUCUCUGAACUCUCAAGCCAAUAAUAUUUGAGAUAGAACAAAGCAGUUCACUCGGAGUAGUUGGUCCACUGUGAUCAAAAAGAUUGAAGACAGACGUUUUAAGGUUCUCAAGUAGCGUGGGCCAUGAGGAAACCUUUAACUCUUCAGAUCUCGUAAGCCGUUUUGGUUGUUUCUCUAGAAAUGAGGUCAUUUUUCCCUCUUUUUUGCUUGAAGGCUGACGAGACCCGGCUUGUAUUUAGUGUUCUCUGUUAAUGUAGGGAUGGAGGUGGUGUAGCAGGAGAGUGGGGUUAAGAGUUAGAAGCACUGGGGGUGGCACAGCAAGAGAGAUCGAUUCUUAUUUAGAUGAAAAUGAGGCUAUGCGCUUGUGGGCUGAGGGUGCAUCUGCCUCAAACUGAUUUAAAAAGAAUACCUAUUCAGUGUCGAGAGGAGAAAAAAAACUAUUCUCAUGGUGGCAAAUACUUUUAAAUUAAACGUCAAUUGACAAUGAUUAAUCUAUGUAUGUGAUACUGCGUAAGUAUAGAGUUUUAUUUUAUGAGAAAAAUCGUAUCUUCCCUUUUCGCUGGACAUAUUACAUUAUGCUCUACUUUUUCAUUUACUGUCAGGAUACUGAAACCCGUGUGGUUAUAUAUAUGUUUAUAUCGUUUUGAUGUGUGUAAUAAACAGAAAGAGAUCCUUAUUAAAUAUAUUCA
Triplophysa dalaica is the source of this 2511-nucleotide messenger RNA. RefSeq names its product kinetochore-associated protein DSN1 homolog. The record is from RefSeq and is a predicted model, not a curated record. Lineage: Eukaryota; Metazoa; Chordata; Actinopteri; Cypriniformes; Nemacheilidae. The coding region runs from base 17 to 1024 and encodes 335 amino acids. The transcript is spliced from 11 exons. Gene Ontology annotation, biological process: mitotic sister chromatid segregation; cell division. Gene Ontology annotation, cellular component: MIS12/MIND type complex.